CUUCGUUUUUUUGUCGUGUUGGUUUCGAUUUGGAAAUUGUACAUGGUCAAACAUAAAAGUCAAAGUUUUAUAAUUCGAUUUGGAAAUUGUACAUGGUCAAACAUAAAAGUCAAAGUUUUACAAAUAACCAAAAGGUGAGAUUUUGUAUAAACAAAGUACGGAGUAACAAGAAGAAAUGCAGUGAGCUGAAACAGAGACACAAAAGAAAUGAAGAAGCUCACUAGAGUUUCCCCAAUUUCUCUCUCCUCCGCCCUAAUUCGAACCCUAACUUCUUCUUCAAUUUCAACAACAAAUUUCUCAUUGAAAAAUGUAACAAAAUCCAAUUUUGAAGAAACCCUAGUCGACCUUACUACCCAUGUCAAAGCUGCUGAUUUCGUCGCCAUUGAUUUGGAGAUGACUGGAGUUACGAGUUCUCCUUGGCGCGAAUCGUUCGAGUUCGAUCGGUACGAUGUUCGGUACCUUAAAAUUAAGGAUUCUGCUGAGAAAUUUGCUGUUGUUCAGUUUGGUGUUUGCCCCUUUCGCUGGGAUUCCUUCAAAAACUCCUUCAUUGCUCAUCCGCAUAAUUUUUACAUAUUUCCACGUCAAGAGCUUCCCACUGAUGGCCCGUCAUAUGAAUUUUUGUGCCAGACGAGUUCGAUUGACUUUUUGGCACAAUAUCAGUUUGACUUCAAUACAUGUAUACAUGAAGGAGUGUCUUAUUUAUCCAGAGGACAGGAAGAUGAGGCCUUGAGUCGCUUGAAUUCAAUAUAUAACGGGAAAUGGCAAAAUGUUAAUGAAGUUAGAGAUAUACCUUUGAGCAAUGUAGCUGAUGUUCUGUUCUCAGAACGGAUGAAAAAUCGGCUCAGCGGUUGGCAUGAUAUGUUGCUACUCAACAGAAAUGCAAAUGCUGUGCUUCCAAGUGCUGUAAAAUCUAAACAACAAUUUGAAACCAUAUUUUUUAAUAUGCGUCCUGCUCUUAGAUUGAACGGGUUCACCUCUCAUCAGUUGAAGUUGAUGGAAUUGGUCAUAAGGAAGCACUUUAAGGAUCUUGUUUUAGUUCGUGCUCAUGAUGAAAGUUCCAUCUUGCAGAAGCUUGUUGUUUAUGUAGAGUCCGACGAUGACAAGAUUAAACUUAUGGAGGAGAUAAAGGAUGAGUCUCACCAGCACGCAAGGCGAAAAGUAAAAGCAGCUGCAGGAUUCCGGCAUGUCAUUGACCUCCUCUGUGCUGAAAACAAGCUAAUUGUAGGUCACAAUUGCUUUUUAGAUAUGGCUCACAUUUACCAUAAAUUCUUUGGUCCUCUUCCAUCAACCGUUGAGGAGUUUGUGUUGAACAUCCACAAUUCUUUUUCACAAAUUGUCGACACGAAAGUACUGUUGAAUGCGGACGCAAGCCUUCAAAAAUGUAUGAAUAAAGCCAGCACAUCGUUAGCCUCCUCAUUUUCUCUGAUGUGCCCUGAGAUAGCCUCCGGAAAAUCCUCUGUUUUGGGCAUACAGCCUUGUGUGAAGGUGGAGGUUCAAGUGGAUGACAUGAGGUCCUCAAAUUGGAACUCUGGGGCAAGGCAUGAAGCUGGUUAUGACGCAUUCAUGACCGGGUGUAUCUUUGCUCAAGCUUGCAGUCAUCUGGGUGUUGAUUUCUCUUCUGAGAAGGUAUUAAACAGUGAGAAUCUUCAAAAAUAUGUCAAUCAGCUUUAUCUCAGUUGGAGUUCGGGAGAUGUAAUCAAUCUAAGCACUGGUGAUGUGAAUGAAAUUCCCGUUAUCAAUUCUGUUAAAAGGAGGUUUCUCAACAUAAUGCAUCCUAGCAUCGUAUUGAUCUGGGGAUUUCGCCCAAAACUCAGGGCAAGUCAGAUAAAAAAUUGCAUCUGUAAAGUGUUUGGUAUACACUCAGUUGCUUGCAUCUAUAACUUGGAUGAAACUGCAGUGUUUGUUCAGUUUAGUACGGCAGACUUGGCUGCUAGCUUCCUCGCCUUAAAGGAAAGUUUAGAAACAAGUGAUGAUUCCAUCUCUGUCCUACAUCCUUUAUCAAAGUUGUUGGAAGGUGGAAAAACCCGCGCUGCUGGAUAUGAAGUUUACAAGGAUAUCUGCAGUUCCCCAAUUUCAAAGGUCUUGUUUGCAGAGCAAGCAGAGGCAACUGGAAUUAAUUGGAAGACCAAAUUAAUAGAUAUUGAAACAGAUUGCCAGAACCUAGAACCAGAGAAAAUUACUGAGAAAACUGAAAGGUCAAGUCUAUCACCAGAGAUUUGCAAAGCAACCAAAUCAAAGAUAGAUGUUCAUAAGUGCACAUCUGAUCAGAAUGUAUUUGACAAGAUUUUGUACUCUCCUGAUUCUGAAGCCGACAGAGAGUUGAAAGUCACAAGUUCUUGUUGUUCAUAGGCCAUUUAGUGUAAUCAUUUGAAUCUCAGCAAAUUGAUUAGAUUUCUGAAUUUCAUACUUGAUAGUAAAGAUAAACCUGUAUCAUUUCAGUGUAAGACAUCUUGGAAAUAAUAUAGGGAAAUUUUGAUGGUUCUA
This is a messenger RNA of Chenopodium quinoa (quinoa), 2484 nucleotides long. RefSeq names its product poly(A)-specific ribonuclease PARN-like. The record is from RefSeq and is a predicted model, not a curated record. Gene Ontology annotation, molecular function: RNA binding; 3'-5'-RNA exonuclease activity. Bases 208 to 2349 code for a protein of 713 amino acids. NCBI's taxonomy places the organism in Eukaryota, Viridiplantae, Streptophyta, Magnoliopsida, Caryophyllales, Amaranthaceae. Gene Ontology annotation, cellular component: cytoplasm. The transcript has 7 exons.